AAAUUAGUUGUGCGCAAGUGCGGAAGUUUAUCGAUCAUCACAUGAUAAUAUUACCGACAAGUUGACAAGAUGGCUGGUGCUUACGAGAGAGCGCAGAAACUCCCCAAAAUUAGAGAUGCUGAGAAGGAGUCCCUGUUCGGACAUGUGUUCGCAGUUUCUGGACCUGUGGUCACUGCUCAGAACAUGGCAGGAGCCGCUAUGUACGAACUGGUGCGUGUUGGUCACGACGAGCUUGUAGGAGAAAUCAUCCGAUUGGAGGGUGACAUGGCCACCAUCCAAGUAUACGAGGAAACAUCUGGUGUAACAGUAGGAGACCCUGUACUGAGGACAGGCAAUCCCCUGUCAGUGGAGCUUGGACCCGGAAUCAUGGCCAGUAUCUUUGAUGGUAUUCAGAGACCCCUGGAAGAGAUUUCCAAACUGACCCAGAGUAUCUACAUCCCAAAGGGAGUUAACACUCCAGCCUUAGACAGGGAUCUCAAGUGGGAGUUUGAACCUUUCGGAAACAUCAGGGUGGGUAGUCACAUGACUGGAGGAGAUAUCUACGGCGUGGUGUAUGAGAAUAUCCUCAUUAAACACAAGAUUAUGCUGCCUCCAAAAGCCAGGGGCACAGUCACUUGGGUUGCUGACCCGGGUACAUAUGAUGUCAAUGAUGUUGUCCUGGAGACAGAAUUUGAUGGACGUAAAAACAAAUACACUAUGUUGCAAGUGUGGCCAGUACGUGAGAUGCGUCCAGUGACAGAAAAACUGGCCGGAAAUCAUCCUCUGCUGACUGGUCAACGUGUCCUUGAUGCUCUCUUCCCAUGUGUACAAGGUGGAACAACAGCUAUCCCUGGGGCUUUUGGCUGUGGUAAAACCGUCAUCUCCCAAUCUCUGUCUAAAUAUUCCAACAGUGAUGUCAUUAUUUAUGUUGGAUGUGGGGAGAGAGGAAACGAAAUGUCAGAAGUAUUGAGAGAUUUCCCAGAGCUGACCAUGGAGGUAGAGGGGAAACCCGAGUCCAUCAUGAAGAGAACAGCUCUGGUAGCCAAUACCUCAAACAUGCCUGUCGCUGCUCGAGAGGCCUCCAUCUAUACAGGUAUCACUCUGUCGGAGUACUUCCGUGACAUGGGUUACAAUGUUUCCAUGAUGGCCGACUCUACCUCUAGAUGGGCAGAGGCCUUGAGAGAAAUCUCGGGACGAUUGGCUGAAAUGCCUGCCGAUUCAGGAUACCCAGCAUACCUUGGGGCCCGUCUAGCCUCCUUUUACGAGCGUGCGGGGCGCGUCAAGUGUGUUGGUAACCCAGAACGAGAGGGCAGCGUCAGUAUUGUUGGAGCUGUGUCUCCCCCUGGUGGUGAUUUCUCUGAUCCCGUAACCUCGGCAACACUAGGUAUUGUACAGGUGUUCUGGGGAUUGGAGAAGAAACUUGCCCAGCGUAAGCAUUUCCCAGCAAUCAACUGGCUCAUCAGUUACAGCAAGUACAUGAGGGCUCUCGAAGAAUUCUACGAUAAAAACUUCCCCGAUUUCCCACCUCUCCGAACAAAGUGCAAAGAAAUCUUACAGGAAGAAGAAGAUCUGUCUGAAAUCGUACAACUUGUAGGCAAGGGGUCACUGGCUGAAUCAGACAAGAUUACCAUGGAGGUGGCCAAACUUCUUAAGGACGACUUCUUACAGCAGAACGGAUACACACCCUAUGACAGGUUCUGUCCAUUUUACAAGACGGUUGGUAUGCUGAAAAACAUUAUGGCUUUCUACGACAUGGCACGGCAUGCUGUUGAAACUACAGCACAGAGCGAAAACAAAAUCACAUGGGGUAUUAUUCGUGAACAAUUGAAUGAUGUGCUAUACAAGCUUAGCAGUAUGAAAUUCAAGGACCCAGUAAAAGAUGGUGAAAAGAAAAUCAGGACCGACUAUGAUGAUCUCCACGAAGAAAUGCAACAAGCAUUCCGCAAUCUAGAGGACUAAAAUUCUUACAUAAACCCAGACAUUUCGUUAUUGUAGAUCAAAAUUUCUGUUAUGAUUUUCAUUACUUUGUACACAUGAUGUCAAUAUUAUCUUACGAUAAAUAUAGUUAUCUUUUUAAAGGUCCAAAUGUGAUCAACCUGACCAAGAGAAAGGACAGUAAAUUUGGCAACUAUGAUGGGUUAAUAGACAACAGGAUUGUGUAAGGUGUAUGUUAGAAACCAGUGAUGAUUGUAUAAGUUGUAUUAAAGACCGUUGAAGUGAAUAUUGUAUUUCUCAAUGGAUAUCUCAUCUUAGAUAUAUACAUUAAGGUUGGAAUUUGUUCACAAGGUGUACAAGAUAAAUUGAAAAGUGGAUUAUGUUGUUCAGAUCCCUAAUAAAAAACUUGCAAAUCUUCAAAAUACAAACUUUCUUAAGAAAUGUAUUCAUUGCUCGGAUCUUAUCAUUGUGUCGUUUCCUUUUUUUUUUUUUUUUUUUUUUACAUUAUUGAAGAUUAAAGUUGUUCAUCUAGUUAUAGAGGGUAAUUUGACUUUGUUAUGACUGUGUGAUAUUUGUUUAAGAAAAUGACAUUGGCUUGUAUGUAUUUCUUUGGUAUUCUCCUGUAUUCAAUGAAAAAUCAAGAUUCCAAUUACGAAUUAUAUACAUGAAACUUGCACAAGUGGGAUAAUUUUACAAUAAACAGGCAUUUUUAUUUUUGUAGGGGGACUUUGAAAAAAAUGUCUUUUGUCAAAAUUUAUAACCCGAGUUCAAAAUGUUUUAUUUGUGUGGCUUUUUUUAUGUUGAAUGAUAAUUUAAAUUGGAGUCUUUGAACUUGUGUAAUGCUGGAAGUGAAAAAUGGAGUGAAUAUUUAAAAAUCAUUUUUGCAAAGAUUUGGAAUUUUAAAAAUGCUUCUAGAAAAAUACCAUUGAUGAAACACUAAUGAGUAAAAUAUAAGCAGACAUUUUUUUUUUGAAAAAACAUAAUUUUCCAACUUUCUCAUUAAUUUAUCAUUAAUUAGAGUUAUCUACCUUGUGUAUUUCUAGAGGUUAAAACCACUUGAUGCUGAUUACUAGUCAAUCAUUGUUAUAGUAGAAAUGCUAGUUGAUAAACAUGUAUGUAAUUGUGGUUGAAAAUCAUAUAGAUUAUGAUUAGUAUGUUAUGAUAAGUAUAUAUAUAUAUAUUGUACAUUGUAUAUAGCUCAUUAUCUAUUGACACUUUAGCAGUACAAUUUCACAUUCCUUGGUGAUUUUCUUCUAUUUUGCUGCUAUGACAACUAUUGUUGUAUUGGAUCUUGAAUGACCAUUGUUGCCAUGGACAACUGUGGUUGCUAUUGACGAUAUGUUGCCAUAAACAACAGUUGUUGUUAACAACCAAUAUUCCAAUAUGUCUAUUAAAACUAAUUGUGAUAUACAUAAA
Molecule: messenger RNA, 3330 nt
Organism: Pecten maximus
Lineage: Eukaryota; Metazoa; Mollusca; Bivalvia; Pectinida; Pectinidae
Product: V-type proton ATPase catalytic subunit A
Exons: 15
Coding region: 70-1938 (622 amino acids)
Biological process (GO): ATP metabolic process; proton transmembrane transport
Cellular component (GO): proton-transporting V-type ATPase, V1 domain; lysosomal membrane
Molecular function (GO): ATP binding; proton-transporting ATPase activity, rotational mechanism; ATP hydrolysis activity
Source: RefSeq, a predicted model, not a curated record